GGGACAGGGAUGCUGCGGUUAAGUGUGUGUGUGUGUACGGGGGAGGGGGCAGAUACCGGGGGUAACAGUGAGGGUGAUGAUGGUGUUAUUGUGCUGACAUCACAUCAGGGCUUUUCCUCGGGUCACGGCACGCGUGCGCGGGUCACAGUAAUGAUGAUGAUGAUGAAGAUGGUGUGAACGCGCAGGUGUUGAGUGUUAGAGGACAGCAUGGCUCCUCGUCCAUCAUCAGGAGAGUUAUGGGGGCUUCACCUCAUGCCUCCUCGUAUCCUGGUGGACUGCUGUCUACCGAACGGCAUUCUGGUCAGUUUGGAGUGUUUGAGAGAAGCGCCACUGAUCAGCAUCAAACAACAGCUGUUCACCGAAGCCCGCAAAUACCCCCUGUACCACCUGCUGCAGGAAGAGUCGUGCUACAUCUUUGUGGGUGUCACUCAAGAAGCCGAGAGGGAGGAGUUCUACGAUGAAACCAGACGUCUGUGUGACCUUCGACUCUUUCACCCCAUCCUGAAGGUCAUUGAGCCGCUGGGAAACAGAGAGGAGAAGAUACUGAAUAGAGAGAUUGGCUUCGCUAUAGGAAUGCCCAUCUGUGAGUUUGAGUUGCUGAAGGAUCCAGAGGUUCAGGACUUCCGGCGGAACAUUCUGAGCGUGUGCAGAGAGGCGGUGGAGGAGCGUGAGGGAGGAGGUGCUCACACGCAAGCGCUGUACGUCUACCCCCCAAAUGUGGAGUCAUCGGCUGACCUGCCUCAACACAUCUACAGCAAACUGGACAAAGGCCGUCUGAUGGUCACCAUCUGGGUGAUCGUGUCUCCGUCCAACUCCAAGCAGAAGUACACACUGAAGAUCACACACGACUCCCUCCCCGAGCAGCUGAUAGCAGAAGCCAUCCGUAAGAAGACGCGCAGCAUGCAUCUGUCGGCGCAGCAGCUGCGUCUGUGUGUGCAGGAGUAUCAGGGUCAGUACAUACUGAAAGUGUGCGGAUGUGAUGAAUAUCUGCUGGAGAAAUAUCCCCUCAGCCAAUACAAGUACAUCAGGGGUUGCAUCACACUGGCCCGUCUCCCUCACCUGAUGUUAGUGAGUAAAGACAGUUUAUACACUCAACUGCCCACCAGCGGAUUCGUGGCUCCAUCUUACAGUCGCCGCACGCCUCAGCCAAGCCCGUGUCCGGGCGGGGGGGACCCGGGGUCACCGCGCUCUCUCUGGGCCUUUAACACACAUCUGAGAGUCCGACUGCUGUGCGCCACAUACGUCAACGUCAACAUCAGAGACAUAGACAAGAUUUAUGUCAGGACAGGUAUAUAUCACGGAGGAGAGCCGCUGUGUGACAAUGUCAACACUCAGAGAGUGCCCUGCUCUAACCCCAGGUGGAAUGAAUGGCUGUCAUAUGACAUUUAUCUGACGGAUAUCCCCCGCUCUGCUCGUCUCUGUCUGUCCAUCUGUUCUGUCAAGGGUCGCAAGGGUGCCAAAGAGGAGCACUGUCCGCUGGCGUGGGGAAACAUCAACCUCUUCGACUAUAAAGACACUCUAGUCAAUGGGAAAGUGGCUCUGGGUUUGUGGCCAGUCCCUCACGGUCUGGAAGAUCUCCUCAAUCCCAUCGGCGUUUCUGGAUCAAACUCAAAUAAAGAAACGCCGUGUGUGGAGCUGGAAUUUCCCUGGUUUAAUCAGACCGUCGUGUUUCCUGAAGAGCAGCAGAUCGAGGAACACGCCAACUGGAUCAUCUCUCGUGAGCUGGGCUACAGCUACUGCCUGGGACUGGUACACACACUCGCAUGCACACACACACACACACACACACACACACACACACACACACACACUCACGCACUCGCGCGCACACACACACACACACACACACACACACACAGCUGCACAUUACAGUGUAAAUAUUCCAGAAAGUCUUCCAAACUUCUGCUGUCUGUCAGUGGAACUCAGAUCUACUGUCUGCUGAAGGACUGGCCUCUCAUGCAGCCUGAAUCCGCUCUGGAGCUGCUGGACGUAAUUUUCCAGAUCGAUGUCGAGAGUUUGCACUGCGAUGUCUCAUUCAGGCAUCAGAACAUGUGUGUGUGUGUGUGUGUCUGUGUGUCUCUUGAGCAUCAGAACAUGUGUGUGUGUGUGUUUCAGGUGCUGAAGUAUGAGAUGUAUCUGGAUAAUCCAUUAGCUCGCUUCCUGAUCAAGAAAGCUUUGACCAAUCAGAGGAUUGGACAUUUCUUCUUCUGGCAUCUGAAGUCUGAGAUGCACAAUAAAACCGUGUCGCGGAGGUUCGGGCUCCUGCUGGAGGCGUUCUGUCGGGCGUGCGGCAUGUACCUGAAACAUCUGAACCGACAGGUGGAGGCCAUGGACAAACUGGUGAACCUCACAGACACGCUGAAGCAGGAGAAGAAAGACGAGACACAGAAGACACAGAUGAAGUUCUUGGUGGAGCACAUGUCCCGGCCAGAUUACAUGGAGGCACUGCAGGGCUUUGUUUCUCCUCUAAACCCUGUACACCAGCUCGGAAGUCUUAGGUUGGAGGAGUGUCGUAUCAUGUCUUCAGCUAAGAGGCCGCUGUGGUUGAACUGGGAGAAUCCAGAUAUCAUGAGUGAGCUGCUCUUCACCAAUAAUGAGAUCAUCUUUAAGAAUGGAGACGAUCUACGGCAGGACAUGCUGACGCUUCAGAUUAUUAAAAUCAUGGAGAAUAUCUGGCAGAAUCAAGGGCUGGACCUGCGAAUGCUGCCGUACGGCUGUCUGUCCAUCGGUGACUGUGUGGGACUCAUCGAGGUGGUGAAGAACUCUCACACCAUCAUGCAGAUUCAGUGUAAAGGUGGACUGAAGGGGGCGCUGCAGUUCAACAGCAACACACUGCACCACUGGAUCAAAGAGAAGAACAAGGGAGAAGCUUAUGACAGGGCCAUUGAUUUAUUCACUCGCUCAUGUGCUGGAUACUGUGUGGCAACGUUCAUACUGGGCAUCGGAGACAGACACAACAGCAACAUCAUGGUGAAGGAGAACGGACAGCUCUUCCACAUUGACUUUGGUCAUUUUCUGGAUCAUAAAAAGAAGAAGUUUGGUUACAAACGGGAGCGAGUUCCUUUCGUCCUCACACAGGACUUCUUGAUCGUCAUAAGUAAAGGUGUGCAGGAGUGCACCAAGACCAAAGAGUUUGAGAGGUUUCAGGAGAUGUGUUAUAAAGCGUAUCUGGCCAUCCGUCAGCACGCCAGUCUCUUCAUCAAUCUCUUCUCUCUGCUGUUGGGUUGCGGGAUGCCCGAGCUGCAGAGCUUUGAUGACAUCGCGUAUCUGCGCAAGACGCUGGCGCUGGAGAAGAACCAGCAGGAGGCGCUGGAGUAUUUCACCAAACAGAUGAAUGACGCCCAUCACGGCGGAUGGACCACCAAAAUGGACUGGAUCUUUCACACCAUCAGACACAUGCCCAACGAACACUGACACGCCACCACAACAUCCGCUUUUACCAGAAAACACUAACCCUUCCUACACACACACAGCGAGAGAAACCACUGAGGUGCUUUAAAAAGCAACAGGAAAUUCACUGAACCCUGAAGUUUUUUCCGUCUCUCUGAGGCCACAAAGACUCACGAGAAACCGCUACAGCGACGUGUGCUACCUCAGAGAUGUGUGUCGCCGACAAUAGAGUUUACAUUCCUCCUCAGGGUCUCCAUAAAGGUCAAAGGUCAAACUUUGAUUCACACUGCCACCUUAUGUCAUAUCAAAGAUGUUUCCCAGCAUGCACUGCAGAUCGGGAGGCUUCCACAGAGUAAAGCGCUUACACACCGCUGGACGUUAAAAAAAGACAGCAUAUCGCUAUUGUGACACUGUGAUGUCAGAGAAGCCAGCCAAUCAACAUCUCUGCGAUCUACAAUCAAUGAUUCUGUGAGAUGACGGUCAGUGAUCAAUGUUCCUGCUAGUCACGUGUGUGCGUGACAGCUUCAGAUGCUCUGCUGAAAUGAACGAUGAGAGCUGACUCCAAACAUUCCCACGUUACACGUCACAACAAGAACGGCUUCAUGGGAAUCAAGACAUCAUCAGCUGUGUUCCCACUGAGACGUCUGGAGGAUCCAACACACAAUCGUCUGUCAUCUGUGUUUCAUGUUCAAGACAAACAAACGUGUGCGCUUCCUUCAUGUCAUUUAUUUCACAUUCCUGACAAACACAUCCAGCAAUAACAACGCACACACACACACACACACACACACACACACACAGACAACAACAAAUAUCAUCGUACUGUAAUUUUGAUCAAACUUGAGAAGUCAGAUUUGUGUUUGUUGUGUAGUGACGUAUGCUUUAAUAAACAGUUUUUAAAUAGUACGGCUGUUGAAUGAGUUCUUCAGCAUUACAGCAGACGUCAGAGAUCAGAGAACUUCACGCACGCACAAUCGCUCACACACAAUCGCGCACACACACACACACGCGCGCACACACACACACACAAUCGCGCACACACGCACACACACACAUGCACGCACACACACACGCGUGCACACAGGCACACACAGUCCCCAAUAACAACAGUUCGGAAAAGAAGUGCCAGUUUCAUAUCAAUGUCUCACGAAUAACACACAUGACGAGAUCAUAUUUAAUUCCAUGUGAACGCUGAAAACACAUUUUCCUCGGCAUGGGUUCAUACAAGAUUUGAUAUGAAAAUAAUCAUUUACUGAUGAUGUAAGCGUGUGAUGAGCGGGAUGGUGAUGUGUGUCCAUGGGUUUAUUCUGUGAAAUCAAGCGUGUGAAAGCAUGUUGUCACGUGUUCUCAGUCUGGCAUGUAAAUGUUCUGGUGUUCUCUGGGCUGUCAUGUGUCUGUAUGUGACGCUGA
Triplophysa rosa is the source of this 4800-nucleotide messenger RNA. RefSeq lists its product as uncharacterized. The transcript is spliced from 21 exons. Gene Ontology annotation, molecular function: 1-phosphatidylinositol-4-phosphate 3-kinase activity; 1-phosphatidylinositol-3-kinase activity. Gene Ontology annotation, biological process: phosphatidylinositol-mediated signaling; cell migration; phosphatidylinositol 3-kinase/protein kinase B signal transduction. Gene Ontology annotation, cellular component: phosphatidylinositol 3-kinase complex, class IA; phosphatidylinositol 3-kinase complex, class IB; plasma membrane. Lineage: Eukaryota; Metazoa; Chordata; Actinopteri; Cypriniformes; Nemacheilidae. The record is from RefSeq and is a predicted model, not a curated record. The coding region runs from base 208 to 3414 and encodes 1068 amino acids.